CCGUUUGCUGCAAGGACUCCCAACGCUGCUCUCGCUCCUGCCAUGUGCUGCUGCUGCUAGUAGCUAGUCAAGCGUGUCUCCGGCUGCAAACUCCACCAAACAACACACUGCAGCCUCCUCCUCCUCCUCCUCCUCCAGGGAAAGAAUCCAGUAAGUAUUCACCGAGAGCCCUCCCCGCUCCACCCGGAGCACCCUGCGAUCAGAGCUCCUGGGCUCUCCUCACAAAGGGAGUCGAUUUCCCUUUGCCUUGCUGGCUCCCGUUCGAACUCACCGAGCCGCUGCCCCAGCCGGGCAGAGAAGGAGCUCCCCGGGAUUCCCACCAAAGCCAUAGAGCGCUCUCCUCUUCCUCCUGGCUGCCUCGCCUUGGCCACUCGACGAGCCGCUGCUGCAUUCAGAUGGGAUGGUCUCCCCCACCCUCCCACGAGCCAUGCUGCUGCAGCUUCCCACAUCAGCCGGAUGACUUCUCUGUUUGCUACUAGUGCCUGGCGCAGAGCUGGGCUGGUUCUUGGCGGUGCUGAGGUUGGAGGGAGUGGAGUGGGGGCGGGGGUCUGUGUGUGUGUGCGCUUCCUUCUCACCAGACGCAGCAGCUAGGAGGGAACAAGGCUGGCUGUUUUUCCUUGCCACCCUCAGGUCUGCGUCUCGCUAGCCUGUGGUACACUCACGUGUACACCAGUCAAAUGUGUAAUGCUGCAGUGGGCAGCCCACCACCACUACCGGAACAGCUCCAAAUGGACUGGGCGAGCCAGCUGCUGAAGGACCCCGCUCGGGAGCGAACAACACCUCGGCUCUGACGCCCCAUCUCAGUGCAGCCCCUGUAUUUCCUCUUUCACUCAGACCCCCUCUCACUUUAUUCCCCCCCUCCCCAAUCUGGGUGUUCCCCUCCCCCACUUUACUCUCCAACCCUAAAACCUCCAUUCCCUCUUUCCACCUUCCCUCUUGUAUUGUAUGUUUCUUUGCUUGGCAACCACCGGUUUCCCUCAGUCAAACGGCGCAGACUGCCCAUCAUUUGAAAUUAAUUUGUUUGACUGCAGCACCGAGACAGGAAGGUUGGGAAAUUUAUUUAAUUCAUUUCCCUCCCUGUGCAAAAGGAAGCGAUGAAAUUUCCAAUCGAGACUCCAAGGAAACAGGUGAACUGGGAUCCUCAAGUGGUUGUUCCCUCAGCCAUGUCAGCUUGUGAGCCCAAGACUAACGGGCACCAUCCAGCUCCACGACUCUCUGUUUCUUCCCGAACCACUGUGGUCGCCACCAUGGAAACCACCUCCCAGGGCUCGCAGACAGUCAUGAAGUGGAAAACAGUGGUGGCCAUCUUUGUUGUGGUUGUAGCUUACCUGGUAACUGGAGGUCUUGUCUUCCGUGCCCUGGAGCAGCCUUUUGAAAGCAGCCAGAAAAAUACAAUAGCCUCAGAGAAGGCGGAUUUCCUUCGGGAGCACGUUUGUGUGACCCCAAUGGAGCUGGAGACUCUGAUUCAGCAUGCCAUUGAUGCAGAUAACGCAGGAGUCAGUCCCAUAGGAAACUCUUCUAACAACAGCAGUCACUGGGACCUUGGAAGUGCCUUUUUCUUUGCUGGAACAGUCAUCACAACCAUAGGGUAUGGGAACAUCGCCCCAAGCACUGAAGGAGGCAAAAUUUUCUGCAUUUUGUAUGCCAUCUUUGGGAUUCCACUCUUUGGCUUCUUGCUGGCUGGAAUUGGAGAUCAACUAGGAACCAUCUUUGGGAAAAGUAUCACAAGAGUGGAGAAAGUUUUCCGAAAAAAACAAGUGAGUCAGACAAAGAUCCGGGUGAUCUCCACUAUCCUCUUCAUCCUCGCAGGGUGCAUUGUCUUUGUGACCAUCCCUGCAGUCAUUUUCAAACAGAUUGAAGGAUGGACAGCCUUGGAGUCCAUUUACUUUGUGGUCAUCACUCUGACCACGGUUGGCUUUGGCGAUUUUGUAGCAGAACCAUGUAUGCUUAUUUCAGGGGGAAAUACUGAUAUCCAUUAUCGGGAGUGGUACAAGCCCUUAGUCUGGUUUUGGAUCCUCGUCGGCCUUGCCUACUUUGCUGCUGUCCUGAGUAUGAUUGGAGACUGGCUAAGAGUUCUAUCCAAGAAGACAAAAGAAGAGGUUGGUGAAAUAAAAGCCCACGCGGCUGAAUGGAAAGCCAACGUGACUGCUGAAUUCAGGGAAACCCGGAGGCGGCUCAGCGUGGAGAUCCAUGACAAGCUUCAGAGGGCAGCCACCAUUCGGAGCAUGGAACGUAGGCGCCUAGGGCUGGACCAGAGGGCCCACUCACUGGAUAUGCUCUCUCCGGAAAAGCGCUCUGUCUUCGCUGCCUUGGAGACGGGACGCUUCAAGGCCUCAUCUCAGGAAAGCAUCAACAACAGACCUAACAACCUGCGCCUUAAAGGGACAGAACAGCUCAACAAGCAUGGGCAGGGGUCAUCUGAGGAUAACAUCAUCAACAAGUUUGGCUCCUCGUCCAAGCUGACCAAAAGGAAAAACAAAGACCUGAAAAAGUGCAUCCCCGAGGAUGUGCGGAAAAUUUAUGAGACCUUCCGACACCUCUCCUUGGAUGAAGAGAAGAAGGAAGAGGAGACUGAGAAGAUGUGUAACUCAGAGAACUCUUCUAGCACAGCUAUCCUGACUAACUGUAUUCAGCAACACUUGGACCUGGAAAAUGGAACCAUCCCCAUUGAAACCAAAGAAAGGGAACAUGAAAACAAAACAUUACUUGAAGACAGAAAUUAAAUGUAAAAGAUGCUUGACUUUAAUUAACUUAUGUUAGUGUUUUUAUAUACAUACAUAUAUAUAUAUAUAUCUAUUGAGACACGUGCCUUAUACAGACUCCUUAUUCAGUCUGAAUUACAUAGCAUCGAAGAAUAUUUCACUGUGCCAUAAUGACUGAAGCUUGCUCUGCCAAAAUGAAUCAGAAACACAGCACUGGAGAAUGGCAACAGAAAGCAACACAUGGGGAACUUCAGCCUGUGUAAGAUGACAGUGGCAAAAUGCAAAGGGAGAAACUUACCAUGGCAAUACAACUGGAGUGCUACCACCAUGGCAUAAUGUUUGCAAAGGACAGCUAUGUUAGAAGAACCUGUGGGAGGGUGAAAAAAGAGGCGAGAACUGUGUGUCUUUUAAAUUGAUCAUGGCUUCAUUGAGCCUCCCACUGGUGAUUGAAAAGAGGAGAAAUAAUUGGGAUGAACUAGCAACUUUCAAUAAGGCUGAGUUUACAUUUUGGCACGUGAUCCAAGCUAGAUUUUUUUUUUCAUUUUUAAAAACAGAUGCAUUAUCUUUCUAAACUCCAAAAGCAUGUCCCUGGACUUGGAAGCCAGUUGGACAUUGGUUGUGAAAUCAAGGCAGACAUACUGAAGGAUGUGAUUGCUUUUUUCAUUUAAAAAAAAAAUACAAAAAAAAUUGUUUUCCUUUUCCUCAGAGGAAAUAUCUGAUAUAAACUUGCAAAUACUGAAUAAAAAGCAAGUUCAAACACUACAUGGUUUAAAAGAGGGGGGGAAAGAUAUAUACAAUGUUUUGCUUGACGCAUCAAAUAGUGGGCCAAUUUUUUAACAAUUUUCUUGUUCACACUUUAUAUCACUGAAGGAAGUUCAGUUUUAAUGCUGUAAUACUACAGAGACAGAAAGAAAGCUAUAGCCUUUGCAUGAUGUCAGCAACCGGCUGUUCUCUGUAGCCGAAUUGGAAUUUUAAAGAAUAGACUUAAGAGCAUUUACAAUACUAAAAUGAGGACCAGAGCAACCUUAGAAUCUCAGGGCUGUAUGUCCCUUUUGGUGUGUUAGGGUUUAGACAGGAGCUGGUCAUACCCUCCAAAAACAAGCAAACAAAAACAAAA
This is a messenger RNA of Chrysemys picta bellii (western painted turtle), 3819 nucleotides long. The record is from RefSeq and is a predicted model, not a curated record. Lineage: Eukaryota; Metazoa; Chordata; Testudines; Emydidae.